Molecule: messenger RNA, 1489 nt
Organism: Python bivittatus (Burmese python)
Lineage: Eukaryota; Metazoa; Chordata; Lepidosauria; Squamata; Pythonidae
Gene: PIGP
Product: phosphatidylinositol glycan anchor biosynthesis class P
Biological process (GO): GPI anchor biosynthetic process
Cellular component (GO): endoplasmic reticulum
Molecular function (GO): phosphatidylinositol N-acetylglucosaminyltransferase activity
Source: RefSeq, a predicted model, not a curated record
UCUUCUGCCAUAGAGAGAAGCAGCGUUUGAGAUAGAAAGGUGUAUUUGGAUCACAACUCCUAUCAUCCUCUGGUCCGCAUACAAGGAGAUGUAGAAAGUUGCCGUUUGUAAUCGGAAGGCGUAGGAAAAGCUGUCUAAAUCGGACUUCUCCCGCUCAAACUCUUCCGUAUAGCUUCCGGCAGGUUUUGGUAAAUUAAAGCACCAGCAUGGUUGAAAACUCACCAGCCCCAUUGCCUGAAAGAGCUAUAUAUGGUUUUGUUCUUUACUUGGGCUCUCAAUUUGCCUUUAUUCUGUAUAUUGUGUGGGCCUACAUACCUGAAUCCUGGCUGUUCUCGUUGGGCUUAACAUACUGGCCUCAAAAAUUCUGGGCUGUUGCGUUGCCUGUAUAUCUUUUAGUUGCUGUGGGAAUAGGCUACAUACUCCUCUUUGGUAUUAACAUGAUCAGCACAGCUCCACUUAAUUCUACACAUACGGUAACAGAUCACUAUGCAAAAAAUCAAAAACAGAAAAUGCCACAAGAAGAAGCAAUUCCUGCAUUAAGGGAUAUUCCUAUUCACGAAGUAAACAAAAUGUUUUUUCUAAGUAGCAAAGAAGAUUAAUGUAGAGGUUCAUGACAGAAACUAUUUAAAAUCUGCUCAUCUGCAAUGUGAUAUAGAAAUAUUGACAAUAAGGUGCCAAAGCACUUGACUUCAGAGUUUACAUAAAUCAGCCUAAAAUAAGGCUGCAAUAGUUAAACUGCAUUUUAAGGAUUAGGUAGACUCUCUUGGGGCAUCCUGUUUCCACAACUUUGAUUCAUUCACCCUUAGUCCGUGCUGUUUCAUUCUUGUAUGCUGCAAAUACAGUUUUUCAUUUCUUCUCUUGAAAUAUCCUGAUAUGUAUCUGGAGGUUGAGUCAUGGCAACUGGACUUCUUUUCUUUUGGUUUACUUGACUUAGUGAAUUUAGUCACUUCUCAAUAGUAUCCUGUUUCCUAUACCAGCUAAAGAGUAUAUUAUUUAAGGAUACAUUCCAAGAGCUUAUACAUAAAGCUACCAAAUUUGGCAUCUAUGUUUCUUUUAACAUGGUGCACUAUCUAAAAUUAAGAUCAUGUUUAUUAUAAAGCAGCUUAGAUAAGUGUGUAAUAGAAGAGUUAUGCUGGAUGAGACCCAGAAUAAUUACCCUUAGUCACUUAGAUGUGAUUUUCUUCCAUAUGUGUAGAAAAUAUAGCAGCUAAAGCAAACAAAGUUCAGACUUUUAAGGUGAUAUAUACACAGUGUGUUCCAAUAUGAAAGUAACAAUGUAAAUAAUUCCAGUUGAAAUGCAGACCUCAGUCUUGAAUGUAAUUGCUUCAUAACAAAUCAUAGUAUUUAUAUACAUGCUGGUUAACAAUUAAAGUAAUUUUCCUAACUUGUGUCAAUACAUUUGUUUUCUAGUUUUAUUCUUCAGUCAUGGUUAAAAUAGAUUUUGGAGAUGUCACAAGAAAUUGUAGCAUAUUGCAGUAAAUUGGUAUAU